Molecule: messenger RNA, 808 nt
Organism: Cimex lectularius (bed bug)
Lineage: Eukaryota; Metazoa; Arthropoda; Insecta; Hemiptera; Cimicidae
Gene: Bet1
Product: BET1 homolog
Exons: 2
Coding region: 176-544 (122 amino acids)
Biological process (GO): vesicle fusion with Golgi apparatus; endoplasmic reticulum to Golgi vesicle-mediated transport
Cellular component (GO): Golgi trans cisterna; SNARE complex
Molecular function (GO): SNAP receptor activity
Source: RefSeq, a predicted model, not a curated record
GAUCCACGAGGAGGUUCUGUUUACAGUAUGCCUUUUCAUUAUGUGUUGUGACGUGGCUCGUUGAAAAGUUAAAAACUUGAAAGUUUCGUUUUAAAAAGUUAUGCAUUUGACAAUUUAUAAGUUUUCAAUUUGAAACCAGACCGCCGAGGACAUCUAAGAAAAAAGGAGACCGAAGAUGAACAGGGGUAGAGACAAAAUGCGACGUGUACACGGUGGAAACUAUUACCAGCCUCUUCCCCAAAAUUACGACGGGAGUGCGGUGGCCGGCUUGGAAGAGGAAAACGACGCGAUGACAGAGAAUCUGAAGGACAAAAUCGGUGCUCUCAAAUCACUAUCAAUCGACAUCGCCGAUGAGGUCAAAUACCAGGACAAGCUUCUAAGGGACAUGGAUGAGGACUUCGACCGGACAGGAGGUUUCCUCGGCAACACCAUAAACCGAGUAUUGCGCCUGUCCAAAGGAAGCCACAACUAUUACAUUUUAUACCUGUUCUUGUUCUCUUUUUUUGUAUUCUUUAUAUUGUACAUUGCAUUGAAGUUUAGAUAAAAUAAAACAAAACAUUGGUUAUCACAUAAAAAAUUGUGGUCAUCAUUAUUAGAAUAUUUAAAAAAAAAAAAAUAAUAAUAAUUUAAAUGCAUAUUUAUAUAUCGGUUUUUAGCUACCAGAUAGAAACCUUGUAAUUGACUGGAAAAGUAAUUUUUGGUAUCAGUAUGCUGGGUUACAUGAUAAAAUGUGAAAUUGUAAAUAUAAUUAUAUUGUAAAUGGAAAUUUUAUAAUAAUAUACGAUGAGUACAAUAAUUAUCGAACUUA